This is a messenger RNA of Toxotes jaculatrix (banded archerfish), 5678 nucleotides long. RefSeq names its product zinc finger protein 142 (gene znf142). Bases 341 to 5458 code for a protein of 1705 amino acids. Lineage: Eukaryota; Metazoa; Chordata; Actinopteri; Toxotidae. The transcript is spliced from 8 exons. The record is from RefSeq and is a predicted model, not a curated record. Gene Ontology annotation, molecular function: DNA-binding transcription factor activity, RNA polymerase II-specific; RNA polymerase II transcription regulatory region sequence-specific DNA binding. Gene Ontology annotation, biological process: regulation of transcription by RNA polymerase II. Gene Ontology annotation, cellular component: nucleus.
ACCUGCCUAGAAACAUCCGUUCCUCUUCCCGUUGAGGGUUAUCGUAACAUAAUUUUUGCUCGCAAACUGAGCUAACAACCAAGUUAGACAAAUAUGUUGGUGGAUAAUACAGUGUGCAUUUUACUAUACGAACCGCAAAAAAAACAUGGAAUUAAUGGCCGACAGGAACUGACCAUUGAACAGUUUGCGACCAGCAUCACAAGAAGCUAACGUUAGCUCAGCUAGCGUUAACGGCGAUGUUGUUAGCCCAUAGAUACCAGUUUACAUUGUCAUGAAAAACACAACGGAGGCAGUUGAUCCUCAGUGUGAAAAAUGUGGAUAGAGUUGCUCAGACCAUGACAUGUUUGUCUCUCACCCCUGUUCAGAAAUGCUGACCGCUCCGUCCAGUAAAGGGCAGCUGGGCAGCUACAAAUGCUCUCAGUGCAAUGAGGUCUUUUCCAAACCAGAUGCUCUGAAACAACACUUCAAAAUCACUCACAGUGGACGUGACCCUAAAGGCCCGUUCGCCUGCACCGAGCAAGGCUGCCAGUUCAGCAGUACAGACCAUCAGGAGUAUCAAGCCCACUUGAUGUCCACACAUGGUCUCACUCUUAUUCCUUGCACCUUCCAGUCCUGCAAAGUGUCACUGCCUACACAGGGUGAGAUGGAGAGACACUUGUUGGGCCACAUGCCCUUUGGCUGCUUUCAGUGCCAGUUUGUCUCUGAAAAUGCAGAAGAGCUGAGUGACCACGUUUUGGAGCACAACCAUCUUCCAACAUGUGCUCAAGGGAACGAGACAGCAUCCACAACCGUAUGCAGUACCGCAAGCCAUCAGCCUCAAGUUCCCAGCAGGCCAAAAAGAAAAAUGAAAUCCAACCCAGCUUAUGCAUCAUCUUCUCCAGAAGAUGGGCACAAGGAACAGCUUGAGAGGGAAAGGCACAAUAUUAAAAGAAUGAGAAGGACAGUGGAAAGAGACAGUCCUCCAGCAGUGGACACUGCACCGCUGAAAUUCAAAGGGUACCUUGCAGAGGGGGCGGAGCACAUCUAUCGUACCCACACCUGCCCCAUAUGUCGGCGCUGCUUCAAGAUGCGGUCCCACCUGCAGGAGCACCUCCAUUUGCAUUUUCCUGACCCCAGUCUCCAGUGUCCCACCUGCAAGCGUUACUUCACCAGCAAGAGCAAGCUACGCAUACAUAGGCUCCGUGAGGCGGGUGAAAAGGUUCACCGCUGCCACUUGUGUGAAUACUCUGCCGUCGAGCGGAACGCGAUCCGCCGCCACCUUGUCAGCAUGCAUGCUGACGAGGCAGAAGGUGGCAUAAACAGUCACAGCUACCCUUGCCCCACCUGUGGGGAAAGUUUCCACCAAAGCAGGUCACUGAAGGCUCACAUGAAGAUGCACAACAUCCUACCAGACAGCGAGCCAGUGGCCUGCUUCCAAGAGGCUUGUUCUUUCCACAGUUCUGUGCGCAAAGAGCUUCUCAGACACGCUGUCCAAGUCCAUGGGAUCAAGGCAGUAGAAUGUCGCCAUCAUGCUUGUGGUGCCAUUUUUCCAAAAGAGAAGGACAUGGAGGCUCAUUAUCGGACACACCUCGCCUACCACUGCUCGCAGUGUGACUUCUCUUGCUCCAAUAAAACAGUUUUCCUCCAGCACCAGCGGCACGGUCACCCAGGGAAUGAGGAGCUCUGCUGUGACUUUUGCUCCUUCGUCACGUUCAACCCUGUGGAGUUUGAGCAGCACAUUGGACACCUGCACGCCAACGAGAAGAUCCAUCGCUGUUCUCAGUGCAGCUACGUGACCUCGCAUAAACGUGGCUUGAAGAGACACAUGCUGAUGCACAGUGGUGAGAAGCCCCACAAGUGCAGCCUGUGUGAUUUCAGGUGCCGAGAUGAGUCCUACCUCUCUAAACAUAUGCUCACUCACUCCGACGACAAGAACUUCAUGUGCGCUGAAUGUGGAUACGUCACUAAAUGGAAGCACUAUCUGAACGUCCAUAUGAGGAAACAUGCAGGAGACCUCAGGUAUCAGUGUGAUCAGUGCCCGUAUCGCUGUCACCGCAUGGACCAGCUAAACAGCCACAAACUACGACAUCAGGCCAAAUCACUCAUGUGUGAGAUCUGUGCUUAUGCCUGCAAGCGCAAAUACGAGCUUCGCAAUCACAUGUUGGCCAAACACUCUGGAGAGGAGAAACAGCCAUCUGUAUUUAAGUGCAAAUACUGCACAUACACUACCUGCUACCGACAAGCCCUUCAAAAUCAUGAGAACUGCAAACACACCAAGCUGAAAGAGUUCCGCUGUGCCCUCUGCUUCUAUUCCUCCUUCAGCAGCAUCAGCCUCUUCUUGCACAAGAGGAAAGCUCAUGGGUACGUACCCGGGGACAAAGCAUGGCUGGAGAACUACGCUGCAAAGGAGAAGGAGAGGAACUCAGCAGAGAUCUUGCAGGAUUUUUACAAUAAGGCCUCAACAGCUCAUGAUCUGUCUGAACAAUCCACUGAGGGGCAUCCACCAUCCCAGAGAGAACAGUCUGAUCUUCCAGGUGCAGCAGAUCACAGCGCAAGCAAAGAAACUGCACCUGGAUCACAAACUGUGGAUGCAGUAAAUGUUUUUGAUGUCGUUUCUCAAGAGGUUGUUAAUGAAGGUAUUUCAGGCAGUCCUCCGUCUGCCAACAGUCCAGAGGAGUACUGUACUCUUAUUUUAACUGCACUGUCUGCCACUGAUUAUCAAACCCCCUCAUUGGAAAAUGUGGUGGAGGACUGUGCAAAUCAAACUCCAAGGACAGCUGCCUCUGUUGCAUCUCAAGAAAAGGCAGACUUCUCUACAUCGGCGAGUUCAUCAGAGGAAGAUAAUGUGGCGACGCAACAUGAAGGGUGCGAACUCAGUGACGUAGAUGGCGGCUAUGAGCCUCUGAAUCAUUCAGCCAGUCGACCAGUUGAUCCUGGGAAGUGCCAAACUCCUGAGGUGGAGAGUGAUGGCGAAACAAUCGGCUCCAUUUUGCCUCCUGAGCAAAAUCAGCCGUUAGAAUCUGAAGUCCGUCUGAAAGCAAUGAAGAAGCACGACAAGGACCAAGCAGAAGCCAUGGUUUUGGAGGGACGGGUGCAGAUGCAUGUGGUGCCGACUAAAGACGUUUAUCGCUGUGACAAGUGCUCUUAUGUAACCUUCAAGGAGACCACUUUGAAGUACCACUGCCAGGCGUCGUGCCACGGAAAGAUAAAGGAACACAAGUGCCAAGCCUGUGGUGCACAGUUCAAACAGAGGCGAGGCCUUGUUAGUCACCUUGCAAAGAAGUGCCCGGCACUUCCACGAAAAACAAGGACAUUUGUAGGCAUUUCAAAUACAUGUCUAGCUACAGAGGAGAGCUCUGAUCAGGGUAAGGAGGGAUCCAAAACGCUGCCUGAGGGAACAGAUUCUGAUCAGACCGAGCUUCUGUCUUCACAAAAUAACAUUUCCACAGGCUCAAAUGAUCAGGAAUGUCAUCAGCAAGAAGAGGACGUGUCUACAUCUCAUUUAACAGUAGGUGAAGGGUUUGAUGAUGAUGAUGCCCCUGCACCCACUGAAUCAGGACAUCAGCAAAGCAAUAAUAGUAAGAUACUGAAAGUCAAGCUUGUGAAAAAACAGUUGGCUUCACGUGACAAAGGCAGAGGUGCAUCACAGCAGAAAAAGUCCCUUUACACUAAAAAAGAUGGGAAGUUUAAAUGCAAACGGUGCGAUUUUUCAGCGGUCAGGGUCGCAACGGUUGAACGGCACCUCUCAACCUGCCAAAAAAAGUUUAGGAAAAGAGAGGAGAAAGAAGCGGAUGAUAAGUGUGACAAUGAGUCAGCCAAAGAGAAAGAGGACAUGGAGGCUGAGUACAAUGAAAGAAGCAAAUUUAAAAUUUCUUUAACCCGUCAUGUUCUGCAUGUUCACGAGAAGAAGAAGAAGUUUGGUGUUUCUAAACCGAAACAUUUGCAUUGCCAGCACUGUACUUUCACCUGUAAGCAAGAACGAUGCAUGGCACAGCACGUGGCACUCAAACACAAAGGCGUCAGGCCUCACCGCUGCCAGUACUGUCCUUUUGCCACCACGAGGCGCUAUCGCUUGGAGGAGCACGAGUCUCUUCACACUGGAAUCGGUCGUCACAAGUGCGACACGUGCGACAAGACCUUCGGGGCUGUGACCAAAUUGCGUCAGCACAAGAUGCGCAUCCACGACAAACAGCCUACACACUUCUGCUCACUGUGCGACUUCAGCGGCUACACGCUUGACGACGUGAGGCGGCACAACCUCAGAUGCCACACAGGGGAGUUAGGGCAUGCUUGCACUCACUGUGACGCUCGCUUCAGCUCAGAAAUAGCUCUGAGAAACCACUGUAAGCGUGUGCAUAAGCUUCAAGUCUGUUUCUCAUGCAAGCAGUGUGACUACACAUGUAGCAGCGAGGCCACACUGAAGACCCACCAACAAAGCAAGCACCGUCAGGUAAAGUGCUCCACCUGCCAGGAGCCUUUCGAGACAAAGGAGAGCCUGGAGAUCCAUCAGAGGUCCCACCUGGCACAUCAGUGCCAGCUGUGCCCCUUUGCCACUAAAGCGCGGCAGCUGUUAGCUCAGCACCUCCUGAACGAACACGAGGAGGGAUCUCUGGAGGACAAGCCUCUCAAGUGCGGCGCUUGUCCGUUUGCUUGUCGGCAUCAGCUGGUGUUCGAGCAGCAUCUCCGUUCACACGGAGGCAAGCGUCUGUACACGUGCACGGACUGCAAGUAUUCAACCCGCAACAAGCAGAAGAUCACAUGGCACAUUCGCAUACACACUGGGGAGAAGCCUUACAGCUGUGAGCAGUGCAGUUACACCUGCACCGAUCCAUCUAGGCUCAAGCUUCAUAUGAGGGUUCACCAAGAAGAGAAGAAGUACCUUUGUCCAGAGUGCGGCUACAAAUGCAAGUGGGCGACUCAGCUGAAGUACCACAUGACCAAGCACACAGGAGAGAAGCCAUAUGCCUGCGAUGAGUGUGACUACCGCACCAACAGAGCGGACGCCCUGCGUGCCCACCGGGACACUCAGCACUGCGACACGAGGCCUUACGUCUGUGAAAAAUGUGGCAAAGCCUUCAAGACUAGUUUCAUACUGAAGACCCACCAGCGGCAGCACAGCGACGAUCGGCCUUACACGUGCGGAUUGUGCCACAAGGCCUUCAGGUGGCCGGCAGGUCUCAGGCAUCACUACCUCUCUCACACCAAGCAGCAGCCUUUCUGCUGUCGCCACUGCUCCUACAGAGCCAAACAGAAGUUCCAAGUGGUCAAGCAUUUGCAAAGACACCACCCGGAGAUGUCCGUAGAGGAAGGGGUGGUGAGAGACUCUGAAGCUGUGAGCCUGACCCUGAAGGAGGCCCUGCAGGGGACUCUGGAUGAGAGAGCAGCAGAGGUGGAGGAAGAGGGGAAAGCCAUUGAAGUAGAAGUAGUAGCAGUUGAAGAUGUUGUGCAAAGAGGGGAAGAGAGUGAGACACAACACUGAAAAGAGUGUUUAAUUCAGACUUUGAAAGUUUAUCACUGUUAACAGUGACAGAUCUGUCAAUAUUAAAUUCAUCACUGGAUUUAAUUGUAUUGUAAAAGGCUAGGAAAACACAUCAGUACAUAUUGCUAAGUGAGGGAAUGUAGAUUGAAUGAAGUGUGUGUGUGUGUGUGUGUUAGAUAAAGAACUAUAAUACCGUGAAUAAAUGAACUUGAACAAUAAA